Suillus clintonianus is the source of this 165-nucleotide messenger RNA. RefSeq lists its product as uncharacterized. The annotation marks the transcript as partial. The transcript has a single exon. Lineage: Eukaryota; Fungi; Basidiomycota; Agaricomycetes; Boletales; Suillaceae. The record is from RefSeq and is a predicted model, not a curated record.
GCUAGUAUUGUGCCAAUAGCAAAUAUCGAGCGCAGUGUUCAUCUUAUUCCGAGGUUUGGUGUUAUAGCCCCACGAGAGUGGACGAGUGAUACAGUGCUUGAGGACUGUGAUACCUUCUGGUUGAACUCGUACAUAGAUAGAUAUACUUUUUCAAUGUUCAGAUAA